Messenger RNA from Fibroporia radiculosa, 252 nucleotides. RefSeq lists its product as uncharacterized. The coding region runs from base 1 to 252 and encodes 83 amino acids. NCBI's taxonomy places the organism in Eukaryota, Fungi, Basidiomycota, Agaricomycetes, Polyporales, Fibroporiaceae. The transcript is spliced from 2 exons. The record is from RefSeq and is a predicted model, not a curated record.
AUGCCGCAGAUCAUGGGAAUCAUGCCCACCCUCAUCAUUCUGGCCGUGAACGCCGGCUUCACGCGCAGGGAUGACUUUUAUUCUCAUGCGCCCAAAACCCAUACCCUGCAGUUUGCAUCGCAUCCCCCGGACACGAACACCACAUUGGAGACGCUUUCAAUCAGCGAACGCAGAGAUUCGAACGAUGCCCCGGCCGCGCUUCCAUUUCACGAGCAGUCCUCGAAAACGUUUGCUGCUGAUGAGUCUGAGUGA